AUGCAGAGCCUGUGGAUCCGGGUCUUUGUGCCUCCGGCGUCCUCCCCCGAGCUGCUCGUGCCAUCCGAAACGCGGCUCCUGCUCGGAGGACUUGGAAUUCCGGCAGUUUUCGGCUCAGCCGGGUGUCGGGAGCGGUUCGGCGUCGGGUACGUGCGGCACAACAGCUCCUGCCGCUCCCUCUGCGACCUCGUGCCCAGCUACUGCCACAACGGCGGCCAGUGCUACCUGGUGGAGAGCCACGGGGCCUUCUGCCGGUGCAACACGCAGGACUACACGUGGCACAAGGGCACGCGCUGCGAGUCCAUCGUCACCGACUUCCAGGUGAUGUGCGUGGCCGUGGGCUCGGCCGCGCUCGUGGUGCUGCUGCUCUUCAUGCUCACCGUGUUCUUCGCCAAGAAGCUCUACCUGCUCAAGACGGAGAACAGCAAACUGCGCAAGACCAAAUACCGCACCCCGUCCGAGCUGCACAACGACAACUUCUCCCUGUCCACCAUCGCCGAGGGCUCCCACCCAAACGAUGAUCCCAGCGCUCCCCACAAGCUGCAGGACUCGCUGAAAUCCUGCCUGAAGGACGAGGAGCCCUUUAACAUCCACAACUCGACGUCGCCCAAGCACGACGGUGGCAAAGGGGAGCAGGACGGGGGGGAGCUCAACUGCCUCCAGAACAACCUGACGUGAGGGCGAGGAGGAGGAGGAGGAGGAGGAGGGAGGGGAGAGGAGCCAGGCUCCCACCCUGCACCCCCAGCCCUGUCCUCCCGCUGUCUCUUUUCCCGUGGCAUGCUUUGGUGUGUUUUGUACAGAGGAAAACGAAAAUCCCGGUACUAAUUCGGCCGUGUCGUGGGGGUGUUUGCUCCGUGCUCCGUGUUUCUCGCUUGGGUUCGUUCCGCGCUGUGAUUUCUAAACCUUUGCCGUCCCCGCAACUGACUUUUUUUGUACUUUUGCCCCACUUUUUUUGAAAUACAGGUAAAAACGACAAAAAAAGGGAAAAA
This is a messenger RNA of Corapipo altera (White-ruffed manakin), 989 nucleotides long. It is a transcript of the gene CSPG5, whose product is annotated as chondroitin sulfate proteoglycan 5. The coding region runs from base 1 to 678 and encodes 225 amino acids. The record is from RefSeq and is a predicted model, not a curated record. The transcript is spliced from 5 exons. Lineage: Eukaryota; Metazoa; Chordata; Aves; Passeriformes; Pipridae. Gene Ontology annotation, biological process: nervous system development.